UGGAGUGAUCUCGACCAAUGUUCGACACCUUCAACUCCGACCUGAUAACUGCGUAUGAUCAAGACAUCUCGCUUUUCUCAAAGUUUUCUGAGAGCGCUGCUCUCGUCCCUAGUUCCAGAGCCGCAAUUUUUGUCUAAUACUACAGCCCCUAUCCUUGGUAUUGCAUCCCCACUUCCCUAUCUCGAUAUAACAUUGUGGCCUUUUCUGGGCUGUACCUCGGGUAUCCCCAGCUGGGAGCAAGGACGCAAGACACCAGGGAACCAGACCCUUGCCACAGGAUAUGAGUAGGAGUCUAAGCUGGUCUGAGCAGCUGGAUGCGCUUCUCAGCGCUACUGAUGGAAAUGUGGCCCGGAUUAAGCAGCGACUGUAUCCUUUUGGGGUCUCCUCCGCAGAUAGACUAUGCACUUAUCCCAUCCUUUUUGCCUUAGCAAAGGACCUGGCUGAGACCUGGGUUUCCUCUCAUCACUUGCCUCCCAAGUUACCGGUAGGAGUGGAAAGCCAGACUCCCACAGCCCCAGAGAAGCUGACCUGGCCUGAGGUCUAUAGUUCAUUCCAUCUCUGGGAUGAAGUUACUGUUCUCCGAUCCCAGCUUCGAUCUCAGGCUCAGGUGACCGAGGCACUAAGGCAGGCUGUGCAAGGCUUGGUGGAAGAGCAAGAGCAGCAGAACUACCAGAUCGGUGCCCUGGAAGCAUCACUAAGGUUGCUGCAGGGAGGCCCAGAGGGGAGGGCUUGUCUGGAGCAACGCCUGGAGGAGCUGAGAAGGGAGCUGCAGGGCCUUCAGAGCCAGGUGCUGGAGCAUACCCAAGUCCAAGCACGGAUGCAAACAGAACCAUUAAUGUGCAGUCCUACCACUGGCCUUCAGGAGCUGCAGACUGAGCGGCAAGGCUUGGAGGAGGAGGCAGAGAGUCUGCGGGAGGAAGUGAAGUUGCUGCAGCAUCAGCUAAGCCAGCACCGGGAGUUGCUGCUGAAACACAUGGCUGAGGGGCAGCCGACUCAUGCCUGCCCCUGGAAGGACAUGAGAAGCUGUCCUUGGCCACAUGAAUGUUCCAAGUAUGCUGAAGAGGACAAUCAUGGGGAGGGGAGUGGGAGAGGUUUGGUCCUACCUGAUAUUGUGGACUGGCAGAUGUUGAAGCACCUGCAAAGUGGCCAGAAAGGCAAGGGUCACACCCUGGAGGUUACCAGUACAGAGGCCCAGGAUGCGCGGCGGAAGCAUGACAUACUCAGAACCUCUGUUCGUGUCCUCCAAUCUAAACUGCCCCUGGCCACCACCUUUGGCACAUCCCUUUUUUCGUCUAGCUCUGGAGUUGGUCUUCUGGACAGUAACAGCAGCUGGGAACUUUUAUGGCAGCUAGGUGGGGCUUUCCAGAGGAGCACCCUUUCUAACUUGGAGCCCAGCAGCUUUCAUCUCCACGCCCAGAGUCUUGAACAAGAGACUUUGCUUCAGAGCCCCAAGAUGCGCCUGAGUGACCUAUAAGGACUUAUAAGAGUAGUGGGAAGAAGGCUUCAUUGCUCAUCCUUCCCUUCAAGGCCCUGCUUGUAGGCCACCUGCCCCUCCCCUCUUUACCUCACUGGUAUUUGCCCUUUCUACUGAGGCUUUUUACUGCCUGCCCAUCUCUGUCCUCCCAACUGCAAUAAAAUGGU
Molecule: messenger RNA, 1641 nt
Organism: Otolemur garnettii (small-eared galago)
Lineage: Eukaryota; Metazoa; Chordata; Mammalia; Primates; Galagidae
Exons: 10
Coding region: 281-1474 (397 amino acids)
Source: RefSeq, a predicted model, not a curated record